Messenger RNA from Candidozyma haemuli, 444 nucleotides. RefSeq names its product mitochondrial 54S ribosomal protein MRP49. Bases 1 to 444 code for a protein of 147 amino acids. The transcript has a single exon. Lineage: Eukaryota; Fungi; Ascomycota; Pichiomycetes; Serinales; Metschnikowiaceae. The record is from RefSeq and is a predicted model, not a curated record.
AUGUCUGCUAAAAUGUUUCAAAGGUUGCCCACGUCGUCACUUGCCAAGCAGGUAAGUCGACUUAAUUUGAUUGCAGGCACGCCAAAGACGGCUUUCAAGUUUGGCGAAAGUACGAAGAAGAUCGAACUCGUUUUAUUGGAGAAGAACAUCGCUGGUCCAAGCAUCGGAUUGAAAAAGUUUUGGAGAGUUCAUUUGCCCACAUUAAAAUUCCACAAUGAUGACGUUGAAUUCUUUUGCACUAGAGUCAGAGCCACUACCAAAGAAGAAAUCGCCAAGGUCCCAGCUAAGAUCAUCAUCCACGACACAUCAAACAACAAGACUGAAAUAGACUGUUCUUCUCACGACAAAGACAGAAUACUCAGAAAGUUGGUAAAAGCCACUGGAGCAUCGCCUGUGCCAAUGGAUGAUAUUCCUCAUAUUCAACAUCCACAUCUUGCAUUAUGA